UCCAGGGCCAGCAUGAGACAGCGCAUUCUCAAGCAGCAUCAUGCAGUAGUCAGUGUUAGCAGCAUCCUUCCUGCUGUACCAGGGACACAAGGCUCAUCUCUCGCUUGUAUCAGCCUUCUCACCCCACCCAAUCCAUCCUUAGGAGCUCCCUACAGCAGAGGAGGAAGAAUAGUAUUCCUCCGGGUCCUCAACAAUAGAGAAUACACAAUACCAGAAAACAGAUUCUUGUGAUGCCCCCGAAAAGGAGAGUUCUCAAAGAGAAAAAAGAUCUGAAGAAGCCAGACAGUGCGGUGGCUGCUGUGGGUGGCAGCCAAGAGAAAGCUACAAAGUCACAAGAGAAGCUAGGUCGAUUUGCGCCACCAAAGGGUCGGCGACUGAAAGAGGAGGUGACAGAGUCUAGUGCUGUAUUACAGACUAGGUCUACUACUGCAGAGCCACCUGUCGCUGAAAAACUCCAGGAAACGACAAUGUCUGACAAAAGUGAUCUAAAAGCUGAACUUGAGCGCAAAAAACAACGUUUGGCGCAAAUUAGAGAGGAAAAGAAACGCAAGGAGGAAGAAAGGAAGAAGAAAGAGGCGGAAAUGCAGCAAAAGACAGAACCGAUCCACGAAGAUACUGAUCUAGACCGAAAGAGAAGAGAGACAGAAGCUUUACUGCAAAGUAUUGGCAUAUCACCAGAGCCCCCUCUAGUCCCAACCCCUAUGUCUCCCUCCUCGAAAUCAUUGAGCACACCCAGCGAAGCAGGAAGCCAAGACUCGGUUGACGGCACAAUAAUGGGACGGAAUUUACAGAGUGUCGUGCUUGGGACUCUACAAUGGGACACUGAUCCAUCGGUGCUGCAGCUUCAUUCAGAGUCUGAACUUGGAAGAAGGCUUACUAAACUUGGAGUUUCGAAAAUCACCCAGGUGGACUUUUUACCCCGAGAAGUAGUGUCAUACUCAAAGGAGACACAAACCCCAGUGACAACCCAUCAGGCUGAAGAGGAAGAAGAAGAUGAGGAAACGGUGGACAUGAAAAUAGACCACGAUUCUGAGUUUGAAAAAAACAAUGACAAGCAAGACUCAAAAGAAGCACCGCCAAGAGAACUGACUGAAGAAGAAAAGCAACAGGCUAUCCAUUCAGAGGAAUUCCUUAUAUUUUUUGACCGCACCAUUCGUGUGAUUGAACGAGCUUUGGCUGAAGACUCAAAUAUAUUCUUUGACUACAGUGGAGGAGACUUAGAAGAUAAAGAAGGGGACAUUCAAGCUGGCGCCAACCUGUCAUUUAAUCGGCAAUUUUAUGAUGAGCAUUGGUCCAAACAUCGUGUGGUCACUUGCCUUGACUGGUCUAUUCAGUAUCCAGAGCUGAUGGUGGCUUCCUACAAUAAUAAUGAAGAUGCACCGCAUGAACCUGAUGGAGUCACACUAGUAUGGAACAUGAAGUUCAAGAAAACCACUCCAGAAUACAUAUUCCACUGCCAGUCCUCGGUGAUGUCUGUCUGUUUUGCUCGGUUCCAUCCAAACCUCGUCAUUGGUGGAACAUACUCUGGGCAAAUAGUCUUGUGGGACAAUCGCAGUCACAGGAGAACUCCGGUUCAGCGGACACCACUUUCUGCAGCAGCUCACACUCACCCAAUCUACUGUGUUAAUGUAGUGGGAACCCAAAAUGCUCACAAUCUCAUUACUGUUUCAACGGAUGGAAAACUGUGCUCCUGGAAUUUGGACAUGCUCUCAGCUCCGCAGGAAAGUAUGGAACUUGUCUACAACAAAUCUAAACCUGUAGCAGUUACCGGGAUGGCUUUUCCUACAGGAGAUGUCAACAAUUUUGUAGUAGGAAGUGAAGAGGGCACCGUGUAUACAGCAUGUCGGCAUGGCAGCAAAGCUGGAAUUCAUGAAGUCUUUGAAGGUCAUCAGGGACCUGUCACAGGAAUCAACUGUCACAAUGCUGUGGGUCCCAUUGACUUUUCUCACCUGUUCCUCACGUCCUCCUUUGACUGGACGGUCAAACUGUGGACGACAAAGCACAACAAGCCGCUCUGCUCCUUUGAAGAUAAUGCAGACUAUGUCUACGACGUCAUGUGGUCGCCAGUGCAUCCAGCACUGUUUGCCUGUGUGGACGGGAUGGGGCGACUGGACCUCUGGAACCUCAAUAAUGACACAGAGGUUCCCACUGCAAGUACCAACAUUGAAGGAGCUUCGGCACUGAAUCGGGUUCGCUGGGCACAGAGCGGCCGAGAGGUGGCAGUUGGUGAUUCAGAAGGUCGAAUAUGGAUUUAUGAUGUUGGAGAGUUCGCUGUUCCACACAAUGAUGAAUGGAGUCGCUUGGCACGCACUUUGAUUGAGAUCCGUGCUAACAGAGGAGAUGGCGAAGAAGAGGCUGUUGAUCUAUCAACCUGAUUGCAAAAGCUUUUUAAACACAGUAUUUAUCUGCAGCUGAAUGUAUAAGUGGCAUCAUUUUCCGUGACUUUCGAAAGUGACAGUCCUGCUUUCCUUCGCAACUCUUCGUUAAAACAGUAUUCAACCUG
This is a messenger RNA of Pelobates fuscus (common spadefoot toad), 2503 nucleotides long. RefSeq names its product dynein cytoplasmic 1 intermediate chain 1 (gene DYNC1I1). Gene Ontology annotation, biological process: transport along microtubule. NCBI's taxonomy places the organism in Eukaryota, Metazoa, Chordata, Amphibia, Anura, Pelobatidae. The transcript is spliced from 20 exons. Gene Ontology annotation, cellular component: cytoplasmic dynein complex. Gene Ontology annotation, molecular function: dynein light chain binding; dynein heavy chain binding. The record is from RefSeq and is a predicted model, not a curated record. Bases 231 to 2375 code for a protein of 714 amino acids.